This is a messenger RNA of Cladophialophora immunda, 1732 nucleotides long. RefSeq lists its product as uncharacterized. The record is from RefSeq and is a predicted model, not a curated record. Bases 497 to 1636 code for a protein of 379 amino acids. Gene Ontology annotation, biological process: NAD+ catabolic process; NADP+ catabolic process. NCBI's taxonomy places the organism in Eukaryota, Fungi, Ascomycota, Eurotiomycetes, Chaetothyriales, Herpotrichiellaceae. The transcript has a single exon. Gene Ontology annotation, molecular function: NADH pyrophosphatase activity. Gene Ontology annotation, cellular component: cytosol.
ACCGUCCUACCGUCCAGCUGAUAUCCUCUACCCAAAGAACAUUUGAAUUACAACAUCACAAGUCUCAAGGCCAGACUCGGUGAAGGCGGCAACAAGAUCUCAGUGCACUUUCUCGGAGAUUUCAUGGGGCGGCGCGCCGCCUGUAGGAGCCUCAAACCCACCAAGAGACAAUGUACGAAACUGAGGCAAAUGGCGAUGAAAAGGCUAACUACAGAUGGUGCUUCAAGAUGCUCCGUACUAAGCCAGCCUUGCGGGUGACACGGGUAUGACUGUGACAAAUAACUUUAGCAAUUUAUCCCACACAUCGGAAUCCCUCCGUACAUCCAGUACAUCCAGUACAUCCAGGAAGCGAGCGAUGCACGGCCAGAAGCAUUCUCCACCGAUUCCGAGCGCUUAAAUAUAUCACCGUCGAUCAAUAAAUCCCACCCCGUCCACUCCGCCGCCCUCUUACAAUGUCGGUCCUCCGGGGGUGCUUGCUUUAUCCUCCUUAACCAUCAUGUCCAGUCUGUCAGAGAUAUUUGGCCAGGGCCAUAACGCCUACUUCUCCAAUGGCCCCAUCACCCGUCUCUCGUUCGUACGCUUAAAUAACCAGCUUUUGGACAAAGCCUCCACCCACGCCAGUGCAAAGUAUCUCACUUUUAAUGAGUUAAACCCUCUGCGGACACCAAAUGGGAAGCUUGCCUUCAGCAAAUAUGAGGACGUUGCCAAUGCAAUUGGUCGUCCCUACGCCAAAGAUGAGAAGACCCAGAUAGCUGAAUUCAAUCCGGAUCAUCAUCACCCAACCCUCAUCUUUCUCGGCCUGGACCUGGAAGACAAAUCUGCGACUGCUGGGGGGAGCGCUCAGCUGGGCGAGUAUGCUGGUGUGCCCUAUUUUGCUCUCGAUGUGAGCUCGAAGCAUUAUGCCCUGGUCAAGGAGUCGCAAACAGCCACCGGCCUCAAAUACGUGCCCACCAGGGUUGACCUCACACUAGAUCACGCGCAAUCAGCUAUAUACAGCCAUGCACGGUCCUUGAUCGAUUGGAAUAAUCGCAAUCGCUACUGUUCUAGCUGUGGUGGCCGCAUGUUGUCCACCCAUGGAGGAGCGAAAGUGGUCUGUCCACCUGCCGACAAUGGCGUCCUCCGCCAGCGUGCGUGUCCAACCCGGAUCGGGCUUCACAACCAGGCAUUCCCACGGACCGACCCUACGGCAGUCAUCGCCCCCAUAUCGGCCGACGCGAAGCGCGUCCUCCUGGGCCGCGGAAAGCGCUGGCCUGCCAAUUAUUUCUCCUGUCUCUCCGGCUUCAUCGAGCCUGGCGAAAGCAUCGAGACGGCAUCAAGACGGGAAGCUUAUGAAGAAACUGGUGUCCACAUCGACAGGGUACAGAUCCACUCGAGUCAACCAUGGCCGUACCCGUCGACAAUGCUGAUCGGCGUCAUCGGCCAAUGCGUCGAGGGAGGAGAGAACAUUACCUAUCCAGAGACGGAGCUGGAAGAGGCUAAAUGGUUUGAGCUUGCUGAGGUUGAGCACGCCUUGAACAAUGGAGCAAACCCAAUGUGGGAGCCGCCUAUCAAGGGAUACACUGGUCCAAGAGUGCCUCCAAGCCAGCUGAUGGCCCAUCAGGUCCUGAGAGGGGUGCUGAAGUUGUUUCACAAAUGAACUUAUAUUGACCGUUCCACCCUUUAUAGAGCAUGCUAGAUGUCUCUUUCCGUCUCGGAUCAACGUGAUCAAUCUUUGUGUUCGAACUGUUUGGAU